UGCAAAAUUCACUUAGAAAGACAUGCCAUUAUUCUCUGAUGAUAAAUCUCCUGGUGGAGUAAAACGCUUUACAAACUCGCCAAGGACCCGGUGAUGUGAAGGGCGCGGGUUUGUCACCUCAUCUAUCAAAACACAGGAAACCAGUCCUCUCAGGAAUGAGAUCUGGAUAGUAUUUCUCCUGGAACCACAAAAAUGUCUGCUGGAAACAGCCCCACAUAUACCAAUCCUCACGCAAGAACCUACAAGAUCCCUCCGUCCCGCUCCCCGAACUCAUCUCACAUCCACAAGUUCCACCAGUCACUUCCAUCAUACUCCCCCUCACCACUCAUCCCUCUUCCCGACGUCGCCAAGUCCCUAGGGAUCAAGGCCGUGUUUAUCAAAGAUGAAAGCAGCCGAUUUGACCUGCCUUCAUUUAAAAUCUUGGGCGCCUCCUGGGGAACCUUUCGAGCUGUGACGGAUCAUUUAGACCUCCCACUAGAUGAGGCCCGCUUAGACAAUCUUGCCAAUGAUGCUCAAGCCAAAGGGAUCAGGCUCUUCGCGGCAACGGACGGCAAUCACGGGCGAGCCGUGGCGAGAAUGGCGAAGCUAUUAGGCAUCAGUGCGGAGAUAUACGUUCCCGGGCGCCUCGACGAGUAUACCAGGGACUUGAUCGCCAGCGAGAAAGGGUGCAACGUGACCGCCAUAGAGGGCGACUACGACACCGCUGUUCGCGCGGCAGACCAGCAGGCCAAGUUAUGUUCCAAUGGAAUCUUGGUUCAAGACACUUCGUUUGAAAACUACGAGAGAAUCCCCCGCUGGAUCGUCGAGGGAUACUCUACCAUGCUCGACGAAAUCGAUUCCCAAGUCAGGAACCGCUCUCUGGCACCCACACUCCUCAUCACCCCCGUUGGAGUGGGCUCACUCGCCCACGCUGUCGUCUCCCACUGCAAAUCAGUAGAACCACCCGUGUCUGUUCUUACCGUCGAGCCGGACACCGCCGCAUGUCUACACGCCAGCCUCGUCGCAGGCAAACUUACCCCGUUCCAGACCACAGGGACCAUCAUGAAUGGGCUCGAUUGCGGAACCGUGUCGCUAACAGCUUGGCCCGAUCUCCACGCCGGAGUCGAUGCCAGCACCACCGUGUCUGAUCUCGAGGCGCACCGAGCUGUGGAGUAUCUGGCAUCUCAGGGUAUCCGGCUGGGCCCGUGCGGCGCGGCGGGACUAGCGGCGCUUCAGCGGAUUGCGGCUUCGGAUGCUGGUUUGCUUGGUUUAGGGGCAGAUUCUGUUGUGGUUAUAUUGGGGACCGAAGGGAUGAGACCGUAUCCGGUUCCUGUUUCUAGUUGAUGAUGUGUUCAAGGAUGAGCGUUCUCUGUGAAGCAAACUUGGAUGGUUUGCCGGGCCUCUCGCUCGAUGACUAGAUGGACGGCAUACUUAAUCAGGCAAGGCGUAGAGUAUUGUAAACGAAGCAACUUGAGCUAGAAAUAACUUCUUAGAGGCAAUCCUCAACUUCGGAUAUGGCUCGAGCAUUGAUAGAACGCUAGACGCAUAUUAUAACAAUAACACGUCAGAAUGGAAAUCCCAUAAGC
Molecule: messenger RNA, 1565 nt
Organism: Coccidioides immitis RS
Lineage: Eukaryota; Fungi; Ascomycota; Eurotiomycetes; Onygenales; Onygenaceae
Product: diaminopropionate ammonia-lyase family protein
Exons: 1
Coding region: 193-1323 (376 amino acids)
Source: RefSeq, a predicted model, not a curated record